GCGGAGAGGGGCGGCUAGCAGAGCAACGGCGAUCCCCGCCGGCGCGGACGGGGACGACGCCCCUGCCCGGAGCCCGCGUGCCCCGGGCCGCCCUCGAGGGCUGGGAGCGGCGCCCUGCGGCCUCCGCUGCAGGCCUUGUCUCUGCUGGGACCUUCCGAGGACCCGAGGACCUGAAAGCACGCCCGUGGACGCCAUGCGGGGGGCUCUGACGCCCCUGCCUUCACUCUCGCCACCUCUGCUGCUGCUGCUGCUGCUGCUGCUGCUGCUGCUGGGGUGCUGGCCGAGGGCGGCCGCCGGUGGUGGGGCCGCCGGGGCAGCGGGCUACGCGCCGGUGCAGUACGUGCAGCCCAUGCACAAAGGACCGGUGGGGCCGCCCUUCCGCGAGGGCAAGGGCCAGUACCUGGAAAUGCCUCUGCCGCUGCUGCCGAUGGACCUGAAGGGGGAGCCUGGCCCCCCUGGGAAGCCCGGACCUCGGGGUCCCCCUGGCCCUCCUGGCUUCCCAGGAAAACCAGGCACCGGAAAACCAGGGCUACAUGGGCAGCCUGGCCCCGCUGGCCCACCUGGCUUCUCCCGGAUGGGCAAGGCUGGUCCCCCAGGGCUCCCAGGCAAGGUUGGACCCCCAGGGCAGCCAGGGCUUCGGGGGGAGCCAGGGAUACGAGGGGACCAGGGCCUCCGGGGGCCCCCAGGACCUCCUGGCCUACCUGGGCCCUCAGGCAUUGCUGUCCCUGGAAAACCAGGCCCCCAGGGGGUGCCAGGACCCCCAGGAUUUGGGGGGGAGCCAGGGCCUCAGGGAGAGCCUGGGCCUCCGGGUGAUCGAGGCCUCAAGGGGGAAAAUGGAGUGGGUCAGCCAGGGCUACCUGGAGCCCCAGGGCAGGGGGGUGCCCCUGGGCCCCCUGGCCUCCCUGGUCCAGCUGGUUUAGGCAAACCAGGUUUGGAUGGGCUUCCUGGGGCCCCUGGAGAUAAGGGUGAGUCAGGCCCUCCUGGGGUGCCUGGACCCAGGGGGGAGCCAGGGGCUUUGGGCCCCAAGGGGCCCCCUGGGGUGGAUGGUGUGGGGGUACCAGGGUCAGCAGGGGUGCCAGGGCCACAGGGCCCAGCAGGGGCUAAAGGGGAGCCAGGGACCCGGGGCCCCCCUGGCCUGAUAGGCCCCACUGGCUAUGGCAUGCCAGGGCUGCCAGGUCCCAAGGGGGACAGGGGCCCAGCUGGGGUCCCAGGGCUCUUGGGGGACAGAGGUGAGCCAGGUGAGGAUGGGGAGCCAGGGGAGCAGGGCCCACAGGGACUUGGGGGGCCGCCUGGACUUCCAGGGGCUGCAGGGCUCCCUGGCAGACGUGGGCCCCCUGGGCCUAAGGGGGAGGCAGGGCCUGGAGGACCCCCAGGAGUGCCUGGCAUUCGGGGGGACCAGGGGCCUAGUGGCCUGGCUGGGAAACCUGGGCUCCCGGGAGAGAGGGGGCUUCCAGGGGCCCAUGGACCCCCUGGACCAACUGGGCCCAAAGGUGAGCCAGGUUUCACAGGCCGCCCUGGAGGACCAGGGGUGGCAGGAGCCCUGGGGCAGAAGGGUGACUUGGGGCUCCCUGGGCAGCCUGGCCUGAGAGGCCCUUCAGGAAUCCCAGGACUCCAGGGCCCAGCUGGCCCUAUCGGGCCUCAGGGUCUGCCAGGCCUGAAGGGUGAACCAGGCCUGCCAGGGCCCCCUGGGGAGGGGAAGGUCGGGGAACCUGGCGUGGCUGGGCCCACAGGGCCCCCCGGGGUCCCUGGUUCUCCAGGACUCACGGGCCCUCCUGGGCCUCCCGGGCCUCCUGGCCCCCCUGGUGCCCCUGGGGCCUUCGAUGAGACGGGCAUUGCCGGCUUGCACCUGCCCAACGGUGGCGUGGAGGGAGCUGUGCUGGGCAAGGGGGUCAAGCCACAGUUUGGGCUGGGGGAGCUGUCAGCCCAUACCACGCCCGCCUUCACCGCUGUGCUCACGUCGCCCUUCCCUGCCUCGGGCAUGCCCGUUAAGUUUGACCGGACUCUCUACAACGGGCACAGUGGCUACAACCCAGCCACGGGCAUCUUCACCUGCCCCGUGGGUGGGGUCUACUACUUUGCUUACCACGUACACGUCAAGGGCACCAAUGUGUGGGUGGCCCUGUACAAGAACAACGUGCCCGCCACCUACACCUAUGACGAGUACAAGAAGGGCUACCUGGACCAGGCGUCCGGCGGGGCUGUGCUGCAGCUGCGGCCCAAUGACCAGGUCUGGGUGCAGAUGCCCUCGGACCAGGCCAACGGCCUCUACUCCACCGAGUACAUCCACUCCUCCUUUUCAGGAUUCUUGCUGUGCCCCACAUAACCCGUGGGGACCCUGCUGCCCUGGCCUCCUCCUCUUUAGUGGUAGAGAGACCUUCUCACUUACAGAGCACCUCCAUUUAAAGAAAAAAACCAAAGGCUCCACAGAGGUGGGAACAGAGGCGGCCGUGGCCUUGGCCCGAGGAGACUGACUGGGCUUCUCCCUCCACGCCAGCUGAGGUGGUUUCUGAAAGAAGCUGUCCUGAGUUCCUCUCCCCCAAGCGGCCGUGCGGUGUCGGGGGUGCACCCCCAUUCCUGCCCUCCUUGGCCUGCAGGCUGGGCCCCAGGACACUCGGCCCAGCUGUCAGAGACCCCUGCCCCCUUGUGAGUCCUGGGCUCUGCUGGGUGGGGAAGGAUGCUGCUUUUCUGUGGGUCAGAGCUGAGAGGGGACUGAGAUGCCUGACACGUUCCCAGGUCUGACGUUCCCAAGCCCCACCCUUCCUGCUGGCCCCAGAUGGCACCUGCUCAAAGAAUGGGGCGGGGCCUCCCUCAUUUCUUGCUGGGGCCCUUCCAGCUGCCCUGCCAUCUCUAGCAUAAGAUGGUGGGUCCCCUGAAGAGGUUUUGUUUCUCUCUGGGGGUAAAGGAGAGGAGGGGGACCAUCCAGGUGGCCAGCUGGGACGCCCCGUCAGGACGGCAACCCUAACUGGUGCUGUGGCAUCAGGCCUGUCCCUGGCGGGUACAGGUGCGUGGCGCCCCCUGCAGGCUCUUGGGCAUUGCCGCUCCCUUUCACUGCUCGGGAGUGUCUCCAGGACGCCCCCACCGGCUCCGGCUCUGUUUAGUAUGAGGGCAGCCACCCAGGCCCCUGGGAAGCGCCACCAGCGGGCAUGGCGAUCAGCAAACAUGAAUACUCCUUCCUUUCCUUCCACCUGCUGGGGGAUGGCUGAGUUUCUUAGACAAAAUUGUAAGGGAUCCUUGCCGCCCCCACCCCCAGCAUCCUCAAGGCAGAGAGCUUCUUGUUUGCCCUCAGAACAAGGUGCACACAAGCUUGGGGAUGCAGGCAAGCGCCUGCUUUUCCUUAAUAAGAACCAUAUGGUGGGUGGGUGUCGCCUAGAGGGGUUAAUCUUUGGGGGCUCCCUCUCCUCCACCCUCUGGUUCCCAUUUCCUGUCCUAAGCAGGAUGAGGGCCCAGGAGGCUGAGGCCCUGAGAAAAAGGGUGCCAGCGGGCUCCCGUGGAAGGAGUUGGCCUAGGAUGUUUCUGCCAUUUUCCCCAAUCAGAGCUCCCUCCCACCCCUUCCGCAGGAAACCGGCAAAACUCCCUCCCGUGCCCCUCAGCCCCUAGUUCAAGCUGAGCGGAUACAGCUGGGAUGAGGGCCAGGCAUGGACCUGGGUCAGCCAAUGGCACCUGCUCCAGUUCUGACUCAUGCCAGCCUGCCCACGGGGAGGCUGGAGGCUGACCACUGACUUCUGACUUGUUACACUGUGGCUCCCUCAGGCCGUUUGACUGCUCCCUUUAACUUUCGAAAGAAGAAAUGAAAACCCACAUCUGCCCAAGUGGCACUUUUGAACAGGUUUGGGCUGGGGUUCCUUAUUCACCAGCACCCACGAAAACUAAGUUGCAAACCAUACCUCGUGGGACCAUCUGCUCAGCCUCCUUCUUGGGUCAAAGCUACCGCCACCCGACCUGUUGGGGAGGGUUCCGAUGGACCAAAGUCCAUCAGCUCCCAGUGGAAGCCCAGGGCCCUGAGGAGGGUUUGGGGAGCCAAAAAAAAAGGACUGUUCCAUAGAACUGAGCUUCUGCUAAACGUCUUUUCUGAAGCCUUCGGGGAGAGGUGGGUGAUGUUUCUGAAAUACUUAUGGGAUUUUGGUUCCAGGUAUCCCCUUAACUGACUAGCUUUGAUAAAUGAUGUUGAGUUUUCACAAUGAAAACCACAUACCUUGUGCAUUUUUAUAUUCUGAUUCCUCAAUUUUUGAAAAAAGAUUAAGGUUUAAAUGUUUUCCACUAGUAACUUCAUUUUUAACUUGACAUAGGAAGCGUAGUCCUCUAAUACCUAUUAUGUGCCCUGUGCCGCAGAAGAUUCAGGAAAAAUGCACUUGGGAGUCAAAGAAAAUGGGACUUCUUGAAAAGAAAAACAACAGAAUUGACUGUAUUGACACACUCUCAAUAAAACCUGUUGUAUAAACA
Messenger RNA from Phacochoerus africanus (Common warthog), 4440 nucleotides. It is a transcript of the gene COL8A2, whose product is annotated as collagen type VIII alpha 2 chain. Bases 194 to 2323 code for a protein of 709 amino acids. NCBI's taxonomy places the organism in Eukaryota, Metazoa, Chordata, Mammalia, Artiodactyla, Suidae. The transcript is spliced from 4 exons. The record is from RefSeq and is a predicted model, not a curated record. Gene Ontology annotation, molecular function: protein binding.